AUGCCUCUGACUACAUUGCCGAAUAGAGGAUCGACAGGCGUCAGUGGCUAUCUGCACACCAGUGAGCCUGGGGCUGUACCAGCGGAGGCCCGUUCUCUGACACCGCAACCUCGGCGAGAGAGAUCAAAGCAACGUGCAAAUGGCGCCGCAACACGCGGAGCACGGUCUAACAGUAGCGACGCUAAUAUCACAUACACCUCGAAGCCCAGAAGGCAAAACCCAAACCUUGCGCAGAGGAUGAAGAUCCCUGUGCCAGAUACCCUCGCAAGAGCAAAAGCACGGACAACGCAGUCUGUCCACCACGAUAAUGUCACAACAAUGGCUCAGUCUCACGCUCCGACCGAGGAGGUCAAUGCCUUUGAUGACACUCGUAGCAUUCACUUCGACGACUCAACAAGCCUUGCGGACGGCUCUGAAACCCAGCGGAAUGUCACAUUUGGCCUUGAGCCUGAACACGAGCCGCCCUCGUUCAAUCUUUUCAAGACGGGCAAGUCACAAUUCAAAGCUCAGAGAUUUACACAGCCGCAAGUUUUGCCAUUUGCUUUUGCGCCGGAAUGGAAAAAGCAGGAUGACCAUCAGAGACUACGGCUCGGGGGAGGGUUACCAAAGUACGGACACACUUUCGACCGCGAGGCGGAGGCCAACGUGACACCGAGUGAAGCUUAUGACGACGGUUAUGAGCCCGACGGCGAGUAUGCUGACAAUAACCCGGCGGAUACUUGGGACACUCCCUCGCGGGCACGAAUGCCGCCUGAAAAUGAAUUCAUCAAGCCAGAACAGCACCAGGACGCGGGAGAGCGGUCUGAUAGCCCGGGCUUACACCAUCGCCGUGGUGACCAGCAGCCGCACAAGAGCCGUUUCCAGGUUCAUAAGCAAACCGUCGUAGACAAUGUACCGAAAAGCGCAGCCACGAUCGAACAACCCGCUCCGCAUGAGCUGGGACCACUGCGUCAAGACCCUCAGCAACCCCCACCAUUCUCCUCCAAGAUCUCGUCCUACCAUGAAUCGUCCUCCGAGGAGGAAAUAACGCAGCCCGUUGCGGAUGCCUCUCCAGCUCUACCUCUCCCGGACACCAAACGGCCACGAACAGAGUAUUUGGAUUUCAGUCUCGCCGAUAUUGUAGGGAAAACAAUGGCAGAUAUGGAUGCCAUCGCUUUCACGAUUGAUCCAUCUUCCCCGCCAGCGGAACCUGCGCUGGACGCCCACGGGACGCCAAUGAGUCUCGCGGCCAGGUUGGCGAACUUGACAAAAAUGCGCGCGGAAGACCAGAAGCAUCUCUUCCGGUCUCUGACAGAUGCUGAACGCGAGCAAGCGGCCGCGUGGUUUCUUGAGAAAUUCCACGCCGAUGUCGAGAGGCUGAUGGACGUGCGAUUCGAGCGGAGGAAGACGGCACUCAAGUACGAGUUGGAGGUGAAGAAGCGCGACGCAAAGGUCGAGGCAAAGAAAAAGGACGUAGACGAGGAGCUGGCUAGUCUUAGGAAGGGCGGAGGCCAGCUUAUUGCCGGCAAGAGUGCUGCGGUGGGAAAGUGA
This is a messenger RNA of Exophiala spinifera, 1530 nucleotides long. RefSeq lists its product as uncharacterized. The transcript is spliced from 2 exons. NCBI's taxonomy places the organism in Eukaryota, Fungi, Ascomycota, Eurotiomycetes, Chaetothyriales, Herpotrichiellaceae. Bases 1 to 1530 code for a protein of 509 amino acids. The record is from RefSeq and is a predicted model, not a curated record.